Pestalotiopsis fici W106-1 is the source of this 1680-nucleotide messenger RNA. RefSeq lists its product as uncharacterized. The transcript has a single exon. The record is from RefSeq and is a predicted model, not a curated record. Lineage: Eukaryota; Fungi; Ascomycota; Sordariomycetes; Amphisphaeriales; Sporocadaceae. Bases 1 to 1680 code for a protein of 559 amino acids.
AUGGACGCUACCGUUAACCUGGCCGCGGCUCUUCGCCAACUUCGCAGUUUGCAUGACUCCCCUCAAAAGCUGCCAUACCGCUCCGCCGAGACAUAUCUCUGGAUUGAUGCAAUUUGUAUCAACCAAGCCGAUAUUGAAGAGAAAAACUAUCAAGUUCCACUCAUGGCAGAUAUAUACUCGGCUGCUGCUCGCGUGUUGGUCUGGCUGGGCCCUGGAGACCAAGGAACCGACCGUUUCAUGGACUGGCUUUUGUCAUCGUGGAGGCCUGCUCCUGGGUCCUCUUCCGAAAGAAGAGAAGCCUAUGUCCUGAAUCAACCCGCGUCAUCCGACCUGUACUGGCUGUCUCUCUCCAUCUUCCUGCGACAAUGGUUCAGCCGCAUCUGGAUUGUGCAGGAAGCUGUACUACCUGAAAAAGAUCCCCUUGUCAUGUGUGGAUCUAGGACAAUAUCCUUUGCGCACUUGGACGGAUGCUUGCGGGCCUUGGUAAAUGAUCACGGCUGGAUGGGUUACAAACCACCCUCGCCUCGGAUCAAGGCGUUCCUCGAGGAGCAUGUCAAGGACUUUGAUAACCCUGGGGAUGCCAUACAGCAAGUCUUUGUCAACAAUGCCCGAUUGAAAGGAUUGAUUGGCAUGCGGUCCUCCGAAAGCAGCAAGUGGCUUUACUCUUCAAUGGAGCAAGCAUUGUUGGACACGAUGCACCAUGAGGCUACCAAUACCAGGGACAAAAUUUACGGCCUGCUUGGGAUCAUCAAUGAAAAGUCGCGGCGCCGCGUCAUUGUCGACUAUAAGCUGGAAGUUUGGCAAAUAUCUUCUCAAGCAAUUAUUGCAAAUUCUAAAACUACUGGCUUCUUACAGGCAGCCAUCUCGCAGCGUCACCGCAGCAAUGUAGAAAUACGAGGCCCCCUACCAUCUUGGCUACCUGAUUUCACGCAAAAGCCUUGCUACGAAUCCAGCUUAUUCAAACUUCCAUGGAUUUGGAGGCACUACCAUGGAGAAGCUCGUCCGAGAUAUUCAACAGAUCACAAAGUCCUGACGGUCACAGCUACCAUGAUCGAUACGGUUCAAAUGACGAAGCUUUUGGAUUUUGACCCGUACGAGGGCCAGGAUGACUUGCGAGAGAUUGAACGCAUGGCCAAUACGGCACAAAUGAUCAUCCUCGGUGCUGAUCAUCCCCUGUAUUCCAUCCACCAUGACUUAAGAGUGGAAUUGUGGGUGGUUCUGAUGCUCAAUACGACUGCCACUUUUUUCAGCAACCUUGAUCCGCAUGAUAGGGUCGAAAAGCACCGAAGCCUAUACAAGCUGCUUGUCGAUGGCAACCCACAAGACAAGCCGAAACGACCGACAAACCUCAACGCGCUGUCAGACUGGUAUUGGACAGAAGAUGCGUCUCUGUCACUUUUCACCAAGGAGAUGCAUCGUCUGACGCACAAUCUUUCCUUUAUCGCCACGUCCAAUGGCUUCAUUGGCAUUGGCCCGCGCAACCUUGAGUCCGGUGAUAGACUUGCUAUUCUAGAGUACACAAGCUAUGUAGUGGCUCUGAGGCCGAGGAGAGACACGGAAACCACAAAAUACGUGAUCCUCGGUCCCGUGUUUAUUGCAGGACUGAGCGAAAGAUAUGGCAUGCUGGAAAAGUUGGGCCGGGACGGGAAGCUCACGAAUGAGAAGGUGGAUAUCGUAUGA